CUAUAGGCCUAUACUAUUAAACCAUUGAUAAUAAGUUAACAACCAUCUAAAUGUUAACCAUUCAACUAAACACCUAAUUUGCUUAAUUAGAUAAUGAAUGAAUUGAGGGCUUCUAUGCAAGUGUGGAGCUACUCGGAAUUCCGGUAGAGAUGGCUUCGUCGGCGAGUGCUACGGUGGCUCCAAAAUUGACCCUUAUUUUGUCAGUUAUCAGUUUCGUUGGGGUUAGCAGGUUUCAUCUUCGCCGUUGCAAUAGUGAAAACAGGCUUAGAAGCCCCAGAUCGAGCCGGUUGAAGCUUGUAUGAGAUUUACCAGAAGAAGCAAAUGAAGUUCCGGCCACAUCUAGUACAAUGUAAGACAUUCUUCAUUUUUAGUUCAUUAGCUACAACGGUUUUUCAGUAGAGAAAGGAAAAAACUAUCCAUGCAAAAGAAUGAUAAAUAGGAAUGUAGUAAAUUGCCUUCCCUGAAAUCUUAUAACUAUUGGUAGCGGUAUCGAAUGAGUCGAUUGAACUGAAUUUGGGCUAGUAAAAUUGAAUUCAGCUGAUAAAUCGACACUUUAUUGACCCGUCCUAAAGCUACUUGGGCUAAAAUAGGUUUGGCUGAAAUAGUGUAAUAUAUUGCCUGAAAGAACAGUCAUUUAUCCCUUGAUGUAUUUGUUUUGCUAUGAGUAGGGAAGGGGUGUGGGCAACUCAGUUGUAGCAAACAAUAAAAUGGUUAUAGUGAUUUCCUCAACUCAACAAUAAACAACAGAGAACAAACUAAUAAGUUUUGAUUCAUACAUAAAUGAGCAAUUACAAUAUGAAGAACACGAAAAAUAACAGUAACUAUAAAGGAGAAGGAUAUGAGGGGACUAAGAGAGAAUUGGGGAUGACAGGCACAAUCUUUGUCUAAGCACAAUCAUAAUUCACAUAAACCUAUUUUGCUCUCCCAAAUCUCUAUUUAUCAACCCGGAUCCCACACAUAACCACUUAAUUCGGUGUUGGGCUGCUUUGCCAGUACUGAUCUAGGCCCAUUCAUAGCAUCAAUUUACUUAUGGAGGUGUCUUGAGGGCGUGCACUAAUGUGUAGAUGAAAUAAUUUAUUUACAAAAAAAGUAGAAAAGCUAAGGGAAAAUCCAUGUGGGUAUAGUUAGAUGUGUCUUGUGCAUGUUAUGAUUAUCAUAGUUUGUGUAUGCAUGCUGGAUGUCAAUGCAACUUCCCUCUACUUUUGUUUACGUUGUAUCUUUCACUUACUUUAACUUCUGCAGGGACAAAAAGAAAAAGUUUGCGGCAAAUUAUUAUUAUUAUUUAAGAGAACAAUUUUCUAUUUUUUGGCAUAUCAUAAGUUAAAUAAAGCUCUACUUCAGAAGUAGAAAAAACAUGACUACAAGCAAGCAUUGCUAACCAACGAGAUUUGUGAUCUGUUACUACUUUGAGUUAUUAGCAUUUCUAACAGAGUUCCAAAUUUGGACUACCGAUUCUGCAACACUAUGGAGAACUUGAAGAAGGCCACCAGAGGAGGUUAGCCUGGCUUGGAGUCAACUUUCAUGUCAAGGCUGAGCAGUCAAGCUCUGAUAACGUCGACUUUUCUAGAGGUUUCAGACGACACAUUCCUAUUAUUGUUGCGAGUCUUGUCAUUUCGAGAAGUGUUGAUCACCCUGGAGAUCCUCAAUGACCUUAAAGGAAGCUUCUUGGAAGUCCAUGCCUUGUGAUUCAUUGUGUGAUACAAGCUCUCUCUUGCGUGCUUGACAUCUUUCUCGUCACCUUCUUUUUGCUGCUCUCAUUAUUAUUACUGGUUGUUUCAGUAUCAAUCUAUUUUAUCUCAUCCUUCCCAUUUUGAAUUUGUUGUGGUGGUUUCCCCAUUACCUCUUUAUGUUUUCCCUUGGGUUCUCUCUGAUUUCCACAGUUUCAGAUUAAGCCUGCCAAGACAAUUGCCAAAAAAUUGGCUGGAGAUUUUGUGACUGUAGCAUUUGCAGCAAAUUAGGCUGCAUAUUAUCCUUUUGGUGUUGAUGGAACUUCCUUUCAUUGAACACUCUGGGACACUUCCACCCAUUCUUGUAGUGAAUAUUCAGGUUCCUUUUAGUUUAGCUUUAAGCGAAUAAGUGUAUUCAGGUACCAUACAAGCUCUGGCUCAUUUUAUAUUAAAAUAUUCACUCAUUUGAGUAGCUAAGAUGCUGUUUUCUCUUUCUUUUUUACAAGUACCAUUAUAUCCUACUGCAAUUUUUCAGUGUGAAACUGAUGGUUAAGGAAUGAGUUUUGUCUUGUACUUUAAGCUUUCCAAAAGUUGUGCAAAAGAACUUCCUCCUCAUUUUCAAAAGAACAUCAGAGUUAGUUCUAGACUUCUAGUUACCAUGUCAUUGGUUCCUUGUUUCUUUUUUAAAUAACCUGUUUGUAGUUGUAUAUAUCUCAUGUUGCUUCUUAAUUGCUUAAUCAUGUUUCUUCAUGUUCAUCUUUUUUAUUAUGCCUCUUGUAACAUUUGUUUCUCUUUUGGUGUUUACAUUUUUCGCAUUCUGUUAGUUUUUGUAUACAUUCUUUUGUAGUAUUGUGCUUGUUUCCCAUUAUUAUUCAGGGUGUAUUCACCUCUUGUUUGUUUCUUGGUAAACUCUUAGAAUCAGAUUUCUUACUGAACAAUUUUUUCUCACUCUUUCCUAUUGAUCAGAGAGUAAGGGAUAAUGAAACGGAUGAAGUAUAGGCUUUUCAAAUGGACGGUAUUUUUCCCUUUUGGGAAAGGUUGAAGAUAUUAGGUCGCUAGCAAAUGUGGAGGACCUCCAGUUAAAUGCAGUAGAGACGAAGCUUAUGCAGGUAUACAAUGAAAUACCUGUUCCUUCACAUCCUCAACAUGAGUUCUAUAAGUAUACUACAACAAUUUUGGUAUAUAAGACCCAAUGAUCAAGCAUCUGUAUAUCUGGGUAGAGUACGGGAGGACUGUUCCACCAAGUCGACCCAAAUUAUUAAUCAUCUUUCAAAUACCAUGCUCUAUGAGAAAUUUGAUCACGCUCUAUCACAAGUGUUUAUGCAAUUCAAAGACGAGUUUGAAGAUCAAAAACAUGCUAUAGUCGAACUAACAACUCGUAAGUUGCUAAGCAUCACGACUACUGAGAUGUCAGAGGUAUGUGUGAAUGUGGAAUUACAGAUUGAUCUCUACUGCGAUGGUAGAAUAUUGUCAGCAUUGGAAGAAUCAUCGUCUGUGGAUGGAAUGGUACCGGCUAGUGAAUCAUCAAUAGAGUUGCUAGAACCGAUGGAAGCUGAUGAAAGAAAUAGCAACGAUGAGUGUUUGGUAUGUCUAGAUGAGCUAGGUGAGGAAACUGAUGUACUGCGGUUGCCUUGCUCUCAUAUGUUUCAUGCUGAGUGUAUUACAAAGUGGUUACAGAAUAGCCAUUACUGUCCGCUUUGCCGCUUUGAGAUGCCAACCGAUUAGACAAAACUACCUACGGGAUCAACAAUCUAAAGUCAAAAACAAUUUUGUAGUAGAUUAUGUUGCUGCUGUUACUAAUAUAUGAUAUAUGGUAGUUUGUUUGAAUGAUUUCAAAUUGUGUAAUGAGUUAUAUGGUUUUAUAUCUUAUGAAGUUUAUAAAUAUUUGUUUAUUAGCAUUCAA
Molecule: messenger RNA, 3570 nt
Organism: Solanum pennellii
Lineage: Eukaryota; Viridiplantae; Streptophyta; Magnoliopsida; Solanales; Solanaceae
Product: E3 ubiquitin-protein ligase SDIR1-like
Exons: 2
Coding region: 2784-3392 (202 amino acids)
Biological process (GO): protein ubiquitination
Cellular component (GO): cytoplasm
Molecular function (GO): zinc ion binding; ubiquitin protein ligase activity
Source: RefSeq, a predicted model, not a curated record